Messenger RNA from Entrophospora sp. SA101, 1251 nucleotides. The record is from the annotation of a GenBank genome assembly. NCBI's taxonomy places the organism in Eukaryota, Fungi, Glomeromycota, Glomeromycetes, Entrophosporales, Entrophosporaceae.
AUGGAGUUAGAAUAUUUACAAGAGUUAAAUGAGCAGCAAAAACAAGCUGUUUAUGAAAAACACCAUCGAGUUUGUGUCAUUGCUGGUCCGGGUUGUGGCAAAACCAAAACUUUGGUCAGUAAGGCGAUUUAUUUAUUGGCUAGUCAGCAAGCCCAGCCAGAAAAUAUUCUGAUUUUAACUUUUGCCAAAAAAGCAAUUAAAGAAGUCCGCAAGAGAAUUUUCUCGGCUAUUACUAAUAUUUCUCCCAAGAAAUUACAUAUUUAUAACUUUCAUUCUUUUUGUUUUCGAGUGCUAAACAAACAUUCCCAUUUAUUGGGCUUUCCCGACAGUAAAUUCCCGGUUUAUGACCGCCAAGAACAAGAAGUAAUAGUUCGCAAAAUAAUUAGUCAAAAUAAUUAUAAUUGCGACCAAAAAGAGUAUUUAAUAGUUAAUAAAACCCUCGACUUUAAUGAUUUACUUCUUUACACUAUUACUCUUUUCACUUAUCAUCCCCCAGUUCGGAAAGAAUACCAAGCCCAAUUUACUCAUAUCCUCUUGGAUGAAUUCCAAGAUAUUAACGCUAUUCAAUGGGAAGUAAUUAAGUUAAUUUUAAGUGACCAACAAAAGACGCAAGGACUAAAAGCAAAUUUAACUACUCGCUUGUCUUUACGCUCCCGUAUCGAACAAGAAUUAGUCGCUCAAAAAAUACCUUAUGAAAUCCUGGGUUCUUUCAAGUUCAUUGAACGGGAAGAAAUUAAAGACGUCUUAGCCUUUUGCCGCACCAUUAUUUACCAAGAUAAUAUUUCUUUAUUGCGAAUACUAGGAUUACAGGAGAAAAUCGGGGUUCGCACUAUCGAAAAAAUUGAACAAAGUAGUGAAAAAGAAGGGGCUAGUAUUUACCAUUAUCUUAAUAAUUUUACUACUAGCACUAAUUCAAGUCAGGAAAAUACUAGCAAUGCUAAAUUGGCUGCCGGUCAACUAGAAAAAAUAACCGAGUUUGUUUCCAAAGACAAGAAAUUAUUAAAAACCCGUAAUAAUUUAAUUCUUUCGUCAGUUCACCAAGCCAAAGGGCUAGAGUUUGAAGUAGUAUUUUUUGUCUACUUAGACCAUGGAACUUUACCUUACCGUGAUACCCAAGACCUCACCGAAGAAAGAAGAUUAUUUUAUGUUGGUAUUACCCGUGCCAAAAGAUUAUUAUAUUUAGUUAGUAGCAAGGAAUUAUAUUCCCCCUUUUUGGACGAGUUGGAUAAAAAGUAUUUAGAAAGUAAGUAG